AUGUCGAAGCUGUCGGUUCCUCUCGGGCGCCGCUUGUUUGCUUCAGUAUUCGAACCAUCAUUGCCAGCCCCGUGCUUCCAUAGCCCUGCGAGACUCGCCGUCGCUGGCUUCCGUGCUGGCCAGGCAACAAAUCACACACCUAAAUACUCGAGUCGACGACCGAUACAUACCGAGCGCCCCUCUGCACAGUCGUCCGGUCCGAACGGAGCCUUCACGAAGAGAAGUUUUACGAGCAGUGGUCUGCUCCUAGUCGGCCUGACCACCAAUGCUUCCACUUCUAUUCCAUCAGGCGCGGUAGCAACGCCUGGCAAUGUCGUGUCUGAGGCACCAUCGACUGGGCUGUCUAGAAACGCCCAGAUUCAGCAACUCGCGCGCCUCGCAUGGCGAAGGAGUCUAUAUACCGACGCCAGGAGAGGCGCCCGCGUCGAGGGCAAGAGGUACAGCAGCUCGAAGAGCGACAGUAAGGACGUCGACAGCAAAAAAAGCGGCGCAUCGCAGCCUUUGAAGCACGAUACACCCAAGCCGCCCGAUCCCAAUAAGCCGGUCAACCCCGAACACCAUCAUGAUGACCCCGAGUCUAUCGCUACGACCAUGUCGAAAUACCUACACAUGCCCAAGAUGCCGCACAGGCCAACGAGAGAGGAGCUGCUGGCCGCGGCUAAUGGGUUCUGGGAACGAUUCGGCGUUCGCUUCAAGUGGGCGUCCAUCAGGAGCAUGCGACCCUGGAAUAUUGACGAGUGGGGGGCCUUUGUCUCCUGGUUCCUCUUUGGGCACCUGGUCUGGAUCCUCGUCGGUACCACGACCUUUGUCUCACUUUGCAUCCUGUCUAUUAAUACAGUGGUUGCUCAGGAAACUCUCGCUCGCUGGGUAGGCGAUUCCCUGACCGAAUCAGCCGGCGUCACGGUCGUCUUCGAGUCGGCUAUUGUUCCCAAAUGGAACGACGGCGUCAUCUCUUUCCGCAACGUCUUUGUGUCCCGACGACCCGGGCAGAUCAAGUCCUCUGUGAGCAAGGGAUCAUCUACCAGCGCUGCUGCGGUCGCAGCCGCCGGACGUCAGCACGAACAUGAUGCCGAAGCGACGCCUGAAGAUGACGGCAACUACACGCAAUUCGACGUAACCAUCGCCAACGUCAAUGUCACGCUGUCCUUCCUCAAGUGGUGGAACGGCAAGGGCUUCCUCCAGGAUGUCGAGGUAAAGGGUGUGCGUGGUGUCGUAGAUCGUACAUCAGUUCACUGGUCCGACGAGCCCGUGGACCCCCUCUCCUAUCGACACGAGCACCAACCGGGCGAUUUCGAAAUCGACUCGUUCAAGCUCGAGGACGUCCUAGUGACGGUUCAUCAGCCAGGGGGGUUCCGCCCCUUCUCUGUGAGCAUCUUCUCGGCUGAGUUGCCGCAACUUCGGAAACGUUGGCUCUUCUACGACUUCCUCUCUGCGACGCACAUGUCAGGAUCGUAUGAUGGCUCCCUGUUCACUAUUCACCCUCGACAAGUGCAUGGUGCCAUGGCAGGCGACAACCGCGACCUUGUGGAGAGCCUGGGCGACGAGAAUGUAUGGAAAAAGUUUAGCCGUCUCCGUAUCGAUGGCAUGAAGCUCGACCACCUGAACCGUGGCGUCGACGGACCCUUUGGCUGGAUCUACGAGGGCAAUGUCGACAUUGUCGCUGACGUCAUGUUCCCGGUCGACGCCGACGAGGGUAUCACAAAAGUCAUGUCUGACUUUUACGACCAGCUCGAAGAGAUUGUCAUCUCAAACCGCCUGCGCCUGCUCCAGAAGGACAUUGCGUCAGAUCCCCUCACACCCGCCGACAGCCAAAACAGCACCGGCUCGUGGUUCAACAUGGCCACGACCAACUCCUCAACGCCAGGGGACCAGUCCUCCGCGAACGCCGGCGAAGCCGAAGAAGACGACCGCCGCUACCUGAUCAUGGAUCUCCGCAUCCACAUGAACGACGUCAAGGCCGCCGUGCCCCUCUUCACGAACCAAAUGUCCUACAUCAACCAGGCCCUCGUCCGCCCCAUCGUCGCCUACAUCAACGCCAAGAAGACGUACAUUCCCAUCUCCUGCCGCAUCGUCAAGCGCGCCUCCGACUUUGACGGCUCUUGGACCGUCUUCGACUGCGGUCUCAUGGACGACCUGUCUGCCGAGACGUACGAGGCCUUUGCCCGCGACGUCGAGAACCAGCAGAGCCGCGUCCGCCGGUUCCGCAAGGUCGGCUUCUGGACACUCAGCCUGGCCGUGCAUGCCCUCUUCAUGGGCAUGGCCGGGAAUGUUGUCUGA
This is a messenger RNA of Verticillium dahliae VdLs.17, 2277 nucleotides long. RefSeq names its product mitochondrial distribution and morphology protein. Gene Ontology annotation, cellular component: mitochondrial inner membrane. NCBI's taxonomy places the organism in Eukaryota, Fungi, Ascomycota, Sordariomycetes, Glomerellales, Plectosphaerellaceae. The transcript has 2 exons. The record is from RefSeq and is a predicted model, not a curated record. Gene Ontology annotation, biological process: mitochondrion inheritance. Bases 1 to 2277 code for a protein of 758 amino acids.